This is a messenger RNA of Priapulus caudatus, 2382 nucleotides long. RefSeq names its product N-sulphoglucosamine sulphohydrolase-like. The coding region runs from base 239 to 1885 and encodes 548 amino acids. The record is from RefSeq and is a predicted model, not a curated record. Gene Ontology annotation, molecular function: N-sulfoglucosamine sulfohydrolase activity. Gene Ontology annotation, biological process: glycosaminoglycan catabolic process; heparan sulfate proteoglycan catabolic process. The transcript has 8 exons. NCBI's taxonomy places the organism in Eukaryota, Metazoa, Priapulida, Priapulimorpha, Priapulimorphida, Priapulidae.
CCAAUGGUGAUGCCUCGCAGAUGAACCGCAAGUUAGCGAUCCAGCUAGAAAUUUAUUCUAAGUCUAUGAUAUACCAUAUAUGAUAUAUAUGAUUACCUUGGUCAGUGUUGGUGGGCCACCAUGAAUGCAUAAACAAUUACAUCGUCAUACAAUGUCGUACAAUCUACGUAGUCAAAGGGAACUAUAAGUUAUAACCGAGACAGAGAGAUUGAGAAAGUUGAUUCCGACAUCGAUUGUUAUGAAUAUGAAUAUUGUUAUUUUAGUGCUGUGUUUUUGUCUUAUAAAACUGUCAAGUACAGUCAAGUACUCGAAGUCUAAGGCUACUCAAAGGAAUCUUCUUCUUAUUGUUGCUGACGAUGCCGGAUUCGAGACAAGUGUUUAUAACAACACGGUAUGCUACACACCGAACCUUGACAAGCUCGCUAAGAGGAGUGUUGUCUUCGACAGGGCCUUCACGUCUGUCAGCAGCUGUUCCCCUAGCAGGUCUGCCAUUCUCACAGGUCUUCCACAGCAUCAGAAUGGCAUGUAUGGUCUUCACCAGCAAUUGCAUCAUUUCAACACUUUUGAUAAUGUACAGAGUGCCUCAAAAAUACUCUCUGAUGCUGGCAUACAUACAGGUAUAAUUGGCAAGAAACAUGUCGGUCCAGAGACAGUCUAUCCAUUUGAUUUUGCCCAGACAGAAGAGAAUAAUUCCAUUUUGCAAGUCGGACGAAACAUCACUCACAUCAAACUGCUUGUGAGGCACUUUCUCAGUGAAGCUGCAUCUAGACCAUUCUUCUUAUAUGUAGCAUUUCAUGACCCACAUCGCUGCGGCCACACCAAUCCUCAAUAUGGCCAAUUCUGUGAGAAAUUUGGGAAUGGAGGUUCAGGCAUGGGUAUCAUUGAAGACUGGAAGCCUGUUCAAUACAGCCAAGAUGAAGUUGUGGUACCAUAUUUCACCCCGGAUACGCCAGCAGCAAGACAAGACAUUGCUGCACAGUACACCACAAUCAGUAGACUGGAUCAAGGUAUAGGGCUAGUGAUGAGUGAACUAGAAAUCGCAGGAUAUUUGGAUAACACACUUGUCAUCUAUACAUCAGACAAUGGAAUUCCAUUUCCUAGUGGAAGAACGAAUCUUUAUGAACCAGGAAUGGCAGUACCUAUGAUGAUAUCGUCACCCGUCAAUCGCGCGCAUUGGGGACAGCGCAGCAGUGUGCUCUCAAGCACUGUUGACAUUCUGCCGACUGUACUGGAAUGGUUCCGUGUUCCUUAUCCCGACUACUACAUCUUCAAAAAGGGCAGGAAGGUCGUACUGACUGGAGAGUCUCUCAUGCCGCUCCUUCAUGGAAGCAGCACGUUCGAGUCACAGUACAGAGUGAAGCGGCUGUCUGAGCGACUGCAUGGGCCAAGUCCUUUGGCUGACCCUGUGUGCACUAAUGGCUGCGUGUAUGCCAGUCAUAACUUGCACGAGGUGACGAUGUAUUAUCCAAUGCGUGUUCUCAGGCAGGUGCGGUAUAAGCUCAUACACAACCUGAAUUAUCACGCGCCGUUUACCAUCGAUCAAGACUUUUACUUAUCGCCAACAUUUCAGGAUAUUCUCAACCGAACAGAGAGAGGGGAACCGACCCAAUGGUAUAAAACAUUAAGGGAGUAUUACCAUAGGCCUGAGUGGGAGUUAUUCGACGUUAGUAACGACACGACAGAGGUACAGAAUCUUGCUUACAAUGCUGAAUUCUCAGCUAUUUUCAAACGAAUGCAACGUGCACUAAAUGUUUGGCAAAACGUGACAGAUGACCCAUGGAUAUGCUCACCAGAUGGCGUGUUAGAGAACGCUGGAAAUUAUAAGAAGAAACCACAGUGUAUGCCAUUACUUGAUAAAGUGGUCAAUGCAAAGAUAGAAUUGUAAAUACGUUACUGAACAAGCUGUAAUGGCAUUACCUCCGCCAAGGUGGUUAUGUUUUUGCCCCUGUUAGUUUGUUGGUUUGUCUGUCCACAGGAUGUCUUAAAAUAUUUUUUGGAUGAGUAGGUAUUGGGCCAACGACCAUACGAUUAGAUUUUGGUGGUGAUCCGGAUUUUUUUUUUUGGUGGAGAAGACCUCGGAUGCAUUCAAAAUUCAUUAAAAAAAUCCGGGAUCUUUUUUUUUAAAUUUCUGAAAAUGCCAUCAAACUAUAUUAGGUGUACCAGCAAGAUGGGGGGGGGGACUAUUACGUCACUGUGGCAAAGGUUUGCUAUCUCCGAUUGCUCUUGUUUUAUUAUUAAUAUGAGUCCAUAUGUUACUACGUUGAUAAAAUAUAUAUAUAUAAAGAGAGAGAAUCUAGAAGAUUCUAUAUUCUUUUAAUAUUAAUUGGAGUCCGUGUGUUUCUACGUUGACAAUAUAUAUAUAUAUAUAUAUAUAAUACAGGA